Brassica rapa (field mustard) is the source of this 1328-nucleotide messenger RNA. RefSeq names its product tryptophan aminotransferase-related protein 1. NCBI's taxonomy places the organism in Eukaryota, Viridiplantae, Streptophyta, Magnoliopsida, Brassicales, Brassicaceae. Gene Ontology annotation, biological process: amino acid metabolic process. The record is from RefSeq and is a predicted model, not a curated record. Gene Ontology annotation, molecular function: carbon-sulfur lyase activity; transaminase activity.
CAAUAGCAGCAACAUAGUGAGCGAGGUCAGGGGAGAAGAUGUUUGGAUUUGAAAACAUGAAGAUUUCCAGCAGUGCUGCAACCAACCCGGUCAUCAAUCUCGAUCAAGGAGAUCCGACGGCAUUCCAAGAGUAUUGGAUGAGUACGAAGAUGAAGGAGAGGUGUGUUGUGGUGAUACCAGGAUGGGACCUGAUGAGCUACUUUAGCGAUAAGACGAACGUGUGUUGGUUCCUGCGGCAAGAUCUUGCUGAGGCGAUCAAGGCGUUGCACCGUGCGAUCGGCAACGCAGCGACUGAAGAACGCUACAUCGUGGUGGGUAAUGGCUCUACACAGCUUUGUCAAGCCGCUUUGUUCGCACUUUCUUCUCUCUCUGAGGACAAGCCUCUCAGCAUUGUCGCUGCGGUUCCUUACUACUCCACAUACGAGGAGGAGGCAUCGUAUGUUCAGUCGCAGCUGUACAAGUGGGAAGGAGACGCAAGAACGUUCAACAAACCCGGACCAUACAUCGAGAUGGUGACAUCACCGAACAAUCCUGAUGGGACCAUCAGAGAGCCGGUGGUGAACCGUGGUGGGAAAGUGAUAUACGACUUUGCGUAUUACUGGCCACACUACACUCCUAUCACUCACCGUCAAGACCAAGACAUUAUGCUCUUCACCUUCUCUAAGAUCGCCGGUCACGCUGGGUCCCGCAUCGGGUGGGCCUUAGUGAAGGACAUAGAGGUGGCUAAAAAGAUGGUGCAAUACCUAACAAUCAACUCAAUUGGUGUGUCUAAGGAGUCGCAGAUUCGAGCCACCGCAAUCCUCAAUGAACUCACCAAAAGUUGUCGCAUCAAAUCGGAGAGUUUCUUCAAGUAUGGUAACGAGAAGGUGAAGUCACGGUGGGAGAGUCUACGCUGGGUCGUAGAUAAGACCGGUGACAAAUUCACUCUACCUGAUUACCCUCUAGCCUUUUGCAACUUCUUUGGCAAAAGCAGCUCCACUUAUCCUGCGUUUGCAUGGCUGGGGUGUAACAAAGAUAAGGAUCUCAAAAUUCUCUUGAAGGAAAAAUAUGUUUUAAAAAGAGGAGGAGAGAGAUGUGGCAGUGAUAAGAAGUACGUACGCGUCGACAUGCUUGGACCCAACAAAGACUUUCAAGACUUUCUCAACAGGCUUCUCACCAUCAAGUAUCCUAGAUGCUUUCUUUGAGCCUUAGAUUAUUGUUUUUUUUUCUUUCCAUAUGACAUUUCCAAUCAUGGUUGUUCUUUUCGAAAUGUUGAGCACAAUGGUAUUCUGAUGUUUUCCUUUCUUCUGAAUUUAUCUUAUAAUAAUAAUUUAAAAGAUUUACUAUCA